AGUAAGAUCAACACAAGCAGAAGCUGUUCUACCAAAAACCUCGGAACAUCAUGGAACACAAAGAGAACAUUGACGAGUGGCAAGAAAUCGAACCUUCCGAAUGGAACAUGGAAGUGAUAAACGAAAAUUACCUCGAAGUUGGUGACCAAGCUUCUUCCACUGACGACCCUCCAAUUCCCCCUCCCACCCACCACGAACUCUCAUUGUCACAAAUCGUUCCAACCACAGUAACGGACCCCGAAGACGGAGCUUCCUCACCGUUAACGCCAUCGACGGCGCCGUUAGAUUGGCGGGUGCGAGUGGUGAACGAAGGGAAGAAGUUGUUGAGGCUGAGGUUGGAGGGUAUGAGAGAGCGCGUUGUUGGCAUCGCUUCCAAGGUUAGUAACUGGGCAAUGUAUACGGGGGCGUUUUGGUCAUUUACGCAUGUGGCCGGAGCUUCGGCUGCGGCGGCGGUGUUGGUAUCGCUGGUUUACGUGGGGAUACGGCGGCGGCGUCGGAGGGCUGGUCGACGGAACGUGGUGGCUGAUCAUUGCGUUUUUCUUCUCAAAGAGAAAGAUGAGAAAAUUAGCCAACUCCUACAUCAGAUUGCACAAUUGAAUGAAGUGUUAUCAUCUCGUCGAAAGGUUCCAGUGCAUCAAAUAAACUGAUGCAAGUUUUGCAGUAUGUAAUUACUAUAUUUUUGUAAAUUCUAAAUGAAUUUGUAACUCAACUCUUACAUAGGUCUUCACUGUUCAGUAUCUUCAUAAAUAAACAAUUUGUUGUCUUUUUAUUAAUAAUUCACUAAUCGUAAGCGCCGCAUAAGCAUA
Molecule: messenger RNA, 806 nt
Organism: Vigna angularis (adzuki bean)
Lineage: Eukaryota; Viridiplantae; Streptophyta; Magnoliopsida; Fabales; Fabaceae
Exons: 2
Coding region: 51-647 (198 amino acids)
Source: RefSeq, a predicted model, not a curated record